Molecule: messenger RNA, 1104 nt
Organism: Nematolebias whitei (Rio pearlfish)
Lineage: Eukaryota; Metazoa; Chordata; Actinopteri; Cyprinodontiformes; Rivulidae
Product: dual specificity protein phosphatase PHS1-like
Exons: 7
Coding region: 1-1104 (367 amino acids)
Biological process (GO): negative regulation of MAPK cascade; protein dephosphorylation
Cellular component (GO): cytoplasm
Molecular function (GO): protein tyrosine/serine/threonine phosphatase activity; MAP kinase phosphatase activity
Source: RefSeq, a predicted model, not a curated record
AUGAAUAAUAUGCAGGGCAGCGGUUGUGCGUCUCCUGUUAAAGAGCUGCAGAAGGUUUUGUACGGCGGGAAAAGAUUUGGGUACCAUCUGGAUGAAGUGUGGCCUAACCUCUUCAUUGGGGACAUGUCAGCUGCCAGUGAUCGCUACAGUCUCUGGAAGCUGGGAAUUACUCAUGUUGUGAACGCAGCUCACGGGAGGAUGCACUGUCAGGGGAGUCGUGACUUCUACGGGCCCUCUGUGGAUUAUUACGGAGUCCCUGCAGACGACUCGCCGACCUUUGAUCUUUCCGGUUAUUUCGUCCCGGCUGCAGACUAUAUUCGGAACGCACUCGACGCAGGCGGUGCUCGAGUUUUGGUUCACUGCGCAGUCGGAGUGAGCAGGUCGGCCUCUCUCGUCCUGGCCUACCUGAUGAUCCACCACCGCUUCACCCUCGUAGAGGCGAUCGGGAAGGUCAAAGAGCACAGGUGGAUUUUCCCAAACAGCGGUUUCCUCAGACAGCUUUGUGCUUUGGACGUGAAACUGCACAAGACUUCAGCUACGCGUUGGAAGUGGUGGGGCAGAGACAAGAGAAAAGAAUAUCUGACUGUGAAGGACCUGCAGAAAGUUUUGGACUCUUGUAAGCUACACCUCAAUCAAAUUGAUGAAGUGUGGCCAAAUGUAUACAUAGGAAAUGUGGCAGUAGCCCAAAACAAGGCUGCCCUGCUGAAAUUAGGUAUAACUCAUGUGUUAAACGCUGCUCACUCCAAGCGAGGCAGCAUGGGGAACCGAAGCUUUUAUGGCAACGACUUUGUGUAUUUUGGCAUUCCAGCCGAUGACUCAACUCACUUUGAUCUGGAUGUUUACUUCCAGCCUGCAGCCGAUUUUAUUCAUAAAGCGCUGAAGUCACCUGGUGGGAAGGUACUAGUGCACUGCAUCAUGGGAAUGAGCCGCUCGUCGACCUUGGUACUGGCCUACCUCAUGAUCUACCACCGCCUUCCGCUCAAACAGGCGUUGCAGAAACUAAUCCAGAAGAGGGCCAUUUACCCCAAUAGAAAUUUCCUGGCUUUGCUGCUGGAUCUGGAUCUUCAGCUGACAAAGAAAAAGAAAUCGUGCCAGAUCCUGUGA